This is a messenger RNA of Ylistrum balloti, 1296 nucleotides long. Its product is annotated as neuropeptide S receptor-like. NCBI's taxonomy places the organism in Eukaryota, Metazoa, Mollusca, Bivalvia, Pectinida, Pectinidae. Bases 1 to 1296 code for a protein of 431 amino acids. Gene Ontology annotation, molecular function: G protein-coupled receptor activity. Gene Ontology annotation, biological process: G protein-coupled receptor signaling pathway. Gene Ontology annotation, cellular component: membrane. The transcript has a single exon. The record is from RefSeq and is a predicted model, not a curated record.
AUGACAAGUACCCCGGCUGAGUUCGAACAUGUAACGCCAAACAUAAGUGAACUGGUAUCUGGAGGUGCAGAUGUGUGGACACCGGAAAUAGUUACCACGGUAACCACAGUGAUGUUUAUACUUGUGGUAACGCUGGUCGGUAACGGUUUGAUGAUUGUGCUUCUUUUGUGUAAGCGAAGUAGACGAGUUAAAAGAGUCAACAUCUUCAUGACAAACUUAGCCAUUGGAGAUUUGGCUGUUGCGUGCAUUACCAUGACAACAGAAAUUCUAUUUGUAGCAUUUGGUGAGUGGGUGCUUGGUCCUGUGUUAUGUAAACUGACCGUUUAUCUUCAAGUGGUUACUCUGGCUAGUGCAACAUUCCUCCUUACCGGCAUGAGUAUCGACCGUUAUCAAGUCAUCGUUCGCCCUAUGCAAUCACUUGCAAAGCGACCAAAGAUAUGGACUAAAGUUGCGCUCGCAUGGACACUGGCAUUGAUAUUUGCUGUGCCACAACUUUUUAUUUUCAAGGAAGAACGCGUGGUGAGAAGUGACGGUUCAAGCAAACUGAAAUGUUUAAGCCAUGGAUACGACCAUCCGUGGCAGCGUAAGUUAUACUUCACGUUCUUUUCAUCGUACGUGUUGCUUGUUCCGUGUAUUCUUAUGUUUUACUGCUAUUAUAAUAUAGCCAAAGUCGUCUGGAGUCGAGGCUCCAGUAUAAGGGGAAGUAACUCAUCACCAAGAAUGUCAGGAAAACGUAACCUUAUAUCGGCAUCACGAAUGCGCGUUGUAACAAUGACUUUGACCGUGAUUAUCGGAUUCUUGGUCUGCAUGAUGCCAUAUUUCGCAAUUUCUUUAAUACGUAUUUAUAGUGAUUACAGAUUCCAACUGAAACAAGCUCUAAAAGUGUCUGAAAUUAUUUUUAUGGUUCAUAGUGCUGUGAACCCUGUGUUUUACGCCAUAUUUACAAUGCAUCAAUGCCGUUGUAACAAAUUAUGUUGUCCCUGUAGAAGAAGGAACGUCAAGCUCAACUUAACUUCCAGUGGGAGCCGGAACAGCAGCAAUUAUAUGGCAACAUUCCAUUCCUCAGGUUCAUAUGGAAACAAAGUUAUCAUAGCGAAACGUUUGAUGAAUGCAGAAAAGCCACGAACGAGAAAGGAAACUGGGCAUUCUACUGGAACGAUACCGGGAACUUAUGUGAGGGAAACAAAAGUCAACUAUCGAUUUGAAAUUGGCAUCAACGUGGAAGAACGCAAGUGUAACGAGCCUAGUGUGGAAUAUUGUUACGUACAAUGUACAGACAAAGCUUCAUUUAUUUAA